GCCCUUCGCGGUGGCCGUCGGGGGCGACGCGUCCUAACAGCGCCAGACGGAAGCGCCGCUGGACUGACACGUGGCCUUGGGCGGUGCUGCCCGUGUGGGUCGGACGGCGGGAGCCCAACCUGGACGCGCUAAGCCCUGUGCCCGCGGACGGCCGCCCCCGAUGCAGCCGCAGCCGCUGCCCCUGGAGGAGGCCCGCGGGGACGGGGCCGAGAACACCCAGUGGUCCAGACCCAAUCCAGGAUCCUCCCUUCCAUCCAGUCCCAGGGCCAGCGAGUGCCCCUUGAGCCCUCUGCAGGCCUCCAGACCCUAGAUGGUGGAGAGCCAGCUCACAGGCACAGCUGGGAGUCCUAGGACUGACCCUGCCAGGCCCGAGUGCCAGACGUGGACGGCGACGCUGCUGCUGGGCACGUGCCUGCUGUACUGCGCCCGCGUCAGCGUGCCCGUGUGCACCGUGUCCCUGAGCCAAGACUUCGGCUGGAACAAGAAGGAGGCCGGCCUCGUGCUCAGCAGCUUCUUCUGGGGCUACUGCCUGACGCAGGUGGUGGGCGGCCACCUUGGGGACCGGAUCGGCGGGGAGAAGGUCAUCCUGCUGUCCGCCUGCGCCUGGGGCUUCCUCACCGCCGCCACCCCGCUGCUCGCCUACCUCAGCGGCGCGCACCUGGUCUUCAUGACCUUCUCACGCAUCCUCACGGGCUUGCUCCAAGGCGUGUACUUUCCGGCGCUGACCAGCCUGCUGUCCCAGAAGGUGCGAGAGAGCGAGCGAGCGUUCACCUACAGCACCGUGGGGGCCGGCUCCCAGUUUGGGAUGCUGGUGACAGGGGCCGUGGGCUCCCUCCUCCUGGACCGGUACGGCUGGCCAAGUGUCUUCUACUUCUCGGGUGGCCUCACGCUGCUGUGGGUGUGUUACGUGUACAGGUGCCUACUGAAUAGAAAAGACCUCAUCCUGGCCUUGGGCAUCUUGGCGCAAGGCCUGCCGAUGUCCAGGCACACCAAAGUUCCCUGGAGACAGCUUUUCCGGAAGCCUUCAGUCUGGGCAGCCGUCUCCUCCCAGCUGUCGUCGGCCUGCUCCUUCUUUGUCCUCCUGUCCUGGCUUCCCACCUUCUUUCAGGAGACGUUCCCCAGCUCCAAGGGUUGGGUCUUCAACGUGGUGCCUUGGCUGGUGGCGAUUCCCGCCAGUCUGUUCAGCGGGUUUCUGUCUGAUCAUCUUAUCAAUCAGGCCGCGCCGGCUGGGACCCAGCAGGGGCCGUCGGGGGCUCAGCACAAAUGGGCCGACGGGACCGUCUCCCCGUCUCCCCCCCGCUCAGGUUACAGGACCAUCACCGUGCGGAAGUUCAUGCAGGUGAUGGGCCUCGGGCUGUCCAGCGUGUUUGCCCUGUGUUUGGGUCACACCUCCAGCUUCUGUACGUCUGUGGUCUUUGCAUCUGCAUCCAUUGGCCUGCAGACCUUUAACCACAGUGGCAUUUCAGUCAACAUCCAGGACCUGGCUCCGUCCUGUGCCGGCUUUCUGUUUGGUGUGGCCAACACAGCUGGAGCCUUGGCAGGUGUCGUGGGCGUGUGCCUGGGGGGCUAUCUCCUCGAGACCACAGGCUCCUGGGCGUCCAUGUUCAACCUGGUGGCCGCCGUCGGCAGCCUGGGGCUGUGCACGUUCCUGCUGUUUGGAGAAGCCCAGCGAGUGGACCUGAGUCCUGCCCACGAGGACCUCUAGCUGCCCCUGCCCUACGGUUCCUUCAGUGCCAUCUCCCUUGGGUGACAGGCUCUGUUUGCGAGCCUCCCACUCCGGACGGAGCAAGCAGAGGGAGGGUGAGCCGGAGCC
Molecule: messenger RNA, 1813 nt
Organism: Mustela erminea (ermine)
Lineage: Eukaryota; Metazoa; Chordata; Mammalia; Carnivora; Mustelidae
Gene: SLC17A9
Product: solute carrier family 17 member 9
Exons: 15
Coding region: 311-1705 (464 amino acids)
Biological process (GO): transmembrane transport
Cellular component (GO): membrane
Molecular function (GO): transmembrane transporter activity
Source: RefSeq, a predicted model, not a curated record